Molecule: messenger RNA, 1997 nt
Organism: Phyllotreta striolata
Lineage: Eukaryota; Metazoa; Arthropoda; Insecta; Coleoptera; Chrysomelidae
Source: the annotation of a GenBank genome assembly
AUGGUCGUCGAUUUGCCCGGCCUGUACGAUUAUUACGCGACGCCCGCCAUCCAAGCGGGCCUAUCCGCCGAUCAGACCUACUUUACGUUGAACAAUUUGAACAUCACCUUGUACGGAGGAUCCUUCCACUACUUCAGAGUGCCCAGGGCCUACUGGAGGGACAGGUUGAGGAAAAUGCGAGCAGCAGGUUUGAACGCCGUCUCCACGUACGUCCCAUGGAACCUGCACGAACCCGAACAAGGUAAGAUGGCGGAGGGUAAGUACGACUUCGGCACGGGCGGCAGCGACUUCGAGGAUUUCCUGCACUUGGACGAGUUCCUGAGGACCGUGCGCGAGGAGGACAUGUUCGCGCUGAUCCGGCCCGGACCUUACAUCAAUUCCGAGUUCGAAUUCGGCGGCCUGCCCAGCUGGAUCAGCAACAAAGUGCGCAGGAUCCGCAGCAGCGCCGAUCGGUACUACCUCGCCUUCGUCGCGGCCUUCUUCAACGUGUUGAUGCCUCUUCUGGCCACCCAUCAAUUCCAGCGAGGCGGUCCGAUCAUAGCCUUCCAGAUCGAGAACGAAUUCGGUAGCAAGCACGUCCAGGACACGGCCUACUUGUCCCAAUUGAAAGACCUGAUGACCAAGCACGGGAUCUCGGAGCUGUUCUACACCAGCGACCCGCCGCGGAACGGGCGGUACGGGGCGGUACCGGGCGUACUGCAGGCGGUCAACUUCAACGGGGACCCCAAGGAGAUGUUCGACCAGCUGAACGCCCUCCAGCGGGGCAAGCCCGAUCUGUGCAUGGAGUCCUACACGGGGUGGUUCGACCAUUGGGGCGAGGGACACCGGCACAAAAGUCCCAGUCAGUACCAGGCGCAGCUCGAGAAGAUUCUCGACUAUCCCGGAUCGGUCAACAUGUACAUGUUCGUAGGUAGUACCAAUUACGGUUUCACCAACGGCGCUACUUUGAUACCUACUGCGAACAAUUCGGCGCUCAAACCGAUCACGACCAGCUACGAUUACGACUCGCCGUUGAGCGAAUACGGUACCAAAACCGUCAAGUACGACCUGAUUAAGGAAACGAUAGCUAAACAUAACCUCAUCCAGACUAGGUUGCCGGAAUUUCCGCCCGAUACGCCUCUAAUGGCCUAUCCCGAUUUGCGACCGGCGGGCCAAUUGCCUCUAACCCAAGCCAUCAGACAAGUGGGUCGAUCGAUAAAGAGCGAAACUAUCCAGACCAUGGAGGAAACGGGCCAGAAUUGGGGCUACAUAGUCUACAGGAAAACCGGUCUGGAUCUGCAGAAGAACUCCCUGCUGAAGCUGCCCGAUUACGUCAGAGACACGGUACUGGUGCUUUUGAACGGAGAAUUAAUCUCGCCGGUGCCGACUCGCCUCGACGAUUUGAACGGGUUCGGUUUUUGGAGGCUCUAUGAACCUACGUUAGAGCUCAACGCCCGCCCCAUCCAGAACGCCACGUUGGAAAUAGUUGUGGAAAACGCCGGCAGAAACACCCUGGGGGUGUACAUGUUCAAAGGCCUCAAAGGCGACGUUACCAUCAAUAAUGCGAAGGUACUCGACUGGGAAAUAGUACCGUUGGAGUUCAAGAGAUCCUACAACGUAGGUUUGAAAGGGUGGAUAGAGCCGGAGGCGGCGGGGGCGGCCGCCUUGCACAGGUUCCCGUUGGACAUCGAGGGAGCUCCGAGCGAUACGUUCCUGGAUAUGAGAGGCUGGACCAAAGGGGUGGUACUGGUCAACGGGUUCGUCUUGGGCCGGUACUUCUUCGUCGGGCCCCAAAUGACCUUGUACUUGGCGGCGCCGUUUUUGCGCACCGGACGAAACGAGAUUGUCGUUUUUGAACAUUACAAGUCGCCGGGAGAGUUGAAGUUUGUCGAUCAACCCGUUUGGCAAGUGUCCAAUUGACCAAACUGGCCAACUGUCAAACUGUCUAACUGUCUAACUGUCUAACUCUCAAACUCUCAAACUCUCAAACUCUCAAACUCUCAAACUCUCAAACUCUC